Elaeis guineensis (African oil palm) is the source of this 1688-nucleotide messenger RNA. Lineage: Eukaryota; Viridiplantae; Streptophyta; Magnoliopsida; Arecales; Arecaceae. The record is from RefSeq and is a predicted model, not a curated record.
CAAUAGAAAUGAAACUUAUGCUGAUGUCAUCAUACCAUGGGGAGGUGAUAACCAUGUUGCAAUUGAUUUAAUUGUGCAACAUAUCCAGACAAAGCUUGGUCAACGUGACUUCUGCAAAAUUUAUCCCAAUGUAUAUGUUAUUGAAUCGACAUUCCAGAUACGAGGAAUGCAUACACUUAUUAGCCAUUGGGAGAUAACAACACCCGACUUUGUCUUCUAUUUAGAUCAGUUGAUUCAGCUGAAUAAUGGUGUGCUAAGCUAUGGAGCAUGGUCUUGGUCAUCUGCCAUUCGCAGAGAAGCAGUGGUCACUCCAACAGGUACAUUAUAUAAGAGUCUCACUCUUUUUUUUAAAAACUAUAAAAUAUUCCGUGAAGCUAUUACUCGUGAGAUGGUGAAUCUUUUAGAAAACAGCAAAGUUCAUUGCAUCUGUCACUUGCAUAUUCUCAUUUAAUCUGAAAUAUCAUUUGUUGAGGAAAUUCUACUAUGAGCUCGACAUCAUGAAUCUUGUUUGUACAAAUGAUUAGCAAUCCAUCGGCACAUAUGUAGCAAUUGGACUGAUUGUAAGCUCCAACCUCUUAGUUAGGUGGUCGCCGAAUCUGAACCAUACAAUACUUGCGAAAGUAGAAAUGUGAAGAGGUGAAGAAAUGGAUAUUGUGGAUAUGACAAGAUUAUUUCUUGGCUUGCAAACCCUUUCCCAGUUUACAAAUUAAAGACUCCUCUGAAACCCUAAAUUCAUGUAAAAAAUGUCUAGGCUAAAUAUUAGAUGUCAGACAAGCUGUUGACAUAUAUACAGAACAAUAUGUUUUAAGAACCAUUUCCUUGCAGAAAACAAAAGUUUAGCACAUACGCAACAAGUUCUUAGUAAGGCCCUCUAAAACAGGUCCCAAAAUUUUUCUGCCAAAGCAUGACAAGGCCAAAUAACUUUGUUCAACUUCACAAACGUCCAAAGCCCAGUUCUAAUUUCUUGCUGAAUCAAAGAUGAGAAUAUCAUUCAGUCUGUCUACAUUGAUAAUGGAACCCAUUGUUCACCGGUGGCUUGUUUCAGAAUAAGGCAAUAAGGCAGUAUUUCUUUCUAGGACAGAAAUGGACUAGGACUUCUUGACUAGCUAUGAUCAUAGAUUUCCUUGGCAGAGGUUUCCAUUGACCCCUCUUCAUAUGAUGUCAAUUUGCAUUUGUAAGCCUAACAAAUUCGGCAAUUUUGUCAUUUGAAACUUCAAAUCGUGCAAGCUAUUGAAGAUCGAAUUUAGUAAUAUGUGCCCAUCUAUGUUACCUAGACACUUCAUUUUUAAACUGUUUGGAAGUGUCAACACUUUUGUACAUUUGGACAUGGCACGACAUGACAUGACAUGGCUGGACACUCCUAUUGGAAGUGUCCUGUUGAUGUCAACAAGAAAUGUCCUACACUUGGCACUUUUAUUUGAAGGGACUGUUAAUGUUAUGUGUUGGACACUUGAAGUGAAGUGACCUAAGAUAUUGUGGGGCAUUUGGAGCAAACUAUUGUUGUUUUUUUUAAUUUAAAGUUAUUAGAAUGAUAUGAAACUUUAAGCAAAAUGUAUUUAUUUUUUAAAAAGGAAUUAUCGCAGUUAGGUAUCAAUUAAAGUGUCUUAGACAUCAUAAAUAGCUUUAAAUACAUCUAGCAAAUAAAUUAAACAACUUGCAAACUAUGAAUUCCAAUUAAAACACCAAAA